Leguminivora glycinivorella is the source of this 972-nucleotide messenger RNA. RefSeq lists its product as uncharacterized. NCBI's taxonomy places the organism in Eukaryota, Metazoa, Arthropoda, Insecta, Lepidoptera, Tortricidae. The record is from RefSeq and is a predicted model, not a curated record. The coding region runs from base 170 to 736 and encodes 188 amino acids. The transcript has 3 exons.
GAUAUGCUGAAGUUUUUGUAACUUAGACAGUCCGAAAUGUAACUAAAAUCGCACGCGAGUUCGCGCGUCGUCUAAAUGAGUUUUUAGUGGAGUGUUACACAACCACAUAAACCCAAGGAUUUCAAUCUGGAUAAAAGGCCACGAAACAUGGCGUGGUGAAUUUCAAGAUAUGAAGCUUCUCAUGGAUACUGGUAGAUCAUUGGUAUACGAUCUCAUGCGUAAAGCGGAAACCGUGUGGGAUUUAAAGGAAGAAUUUGGGAGAUACAAAACUUUUGCUAUUGGAGAAAAAGUAUAUCUUAUGCGCACGAAAAUGGGAGAAAUGAUUCGAUUGGGUGUGCGAAGUCAAAAAAUGCAGCGUAUUCGGACAACCACCCAGUUGAUACGGAAUAUGACAAAUCUUCAAAGGAUGGGCCAGGAAUUGUUUCUUUUUAUGGAAGAGUUGUUAAAAUAUGAUAGCGAAAUAAUGAAUCAAGACAAAAUAAGAAAUGUUUCAAGAUUAUCGCCUGGCGAAAAUUGUCAGGUAGCCGGUUCGAUGGCUAUACCAGCGUCAGUGAUGGACGAUCACGGUACGAAAAAGAACGCCGCCAGAAGACAACAUAUCAUAAACACAUAUCUACAGGAGCCACGAAAACCUGCUAUCGACGUUCGGAAGGAAAUUAGUGACGUUAACAAAAAAAUCACUACAAAGAAACGUCAAGAUGAUGACAUUAUAGAUCUCGCACCAGAUAUUUUCUAACUUAGAUACCUAAUACUGUGUACCGUGUAAAGCACCUAUUGUAUACAUAUUGUACUUUUCGAUAGUGAAAGUUGUACUUACCAGAUUAUGGUGUAUUAGGGCCGGUUACACCAAACCGUCUGGCACCGUUAAACCGUUCGUUAAAUUUUAUUGUAUGAGAAAUUCCAUAGAAAUUUGCUGAGUGACGGUGAUGUGUCUGUCAAAUGUGGUUGAUGCAACUGGCCCUUAAACAUGUA